Molecule: messenger RNA, 816 nt
Organism: Colletotrichum paranaense
Lineage: Eukaryota; Fungi; Ascomycota; Sordariomycetes; Glomerellales; Glomerellaceae
Exons: 1
Coding region: 1-816 (271 amino acids)
Source: RefSeq, a predicted model, not a curated record
AUGCCAUCAACUACAUCCACCACACCAGCGACAUCAUCUUCUCACCUCCCUCUGGACGGCUUCUCACGUGUCCGUCACCUUUUCAACCCGUGGGAGGAGCCUCAUCCAGGCAAACGACUACCUCUCGCGGCGUCAGAGGCCGGCAGUGAAAUUAAGAAGGUUGCUUUUGCUGGUCCACAACACAUCAAUAACGGUGGAUGCAAAGGUGGCAUGGCCGCAAAGGAAUUUAGCGCUUACCACAACCCACGGCCCUGGAUGGUACGACGCCCUAUUCGAGUUCGGUCGCGAACCAACACUCCCGCUCCCUUGAGGAUCACCACGGAGAUAUCCGAAGACGCCAAGUUGAAGCCCAUUUCUGUUCAAAACAUGGGAAUCACUCCUCCUGCCGUGCCAGAAGAUUCUGGCGAACCGACAGACAGAGAUGUUUGCGACGAGCUCACUACCAAGGAAGUCGAUGCAAGCCAGCUGCCUCUACCCGUAUCUCCGCCAAUCGAUUGUCGGUUCACGGACUUUUCGAACCUGCUGGGCAUCAACGUUCAUCCUCCACCAGAGGAUGAGGCCGUUGCAAUGGCUAACGACGAGCCUGCAUCGUAUUGCCAUGCCGCACCCGAUGAGGAUCUCUAUGGGUGGGAUGCUGAGCUUGAGCGGCAAAGCCAGCAAAGCAGCCCGAUUUUACCGUGCUCUUGCGACGAUGAUUACCAAUACCGACGGACGAGCAUGACGAAGCGUAGCCUCUUGCACCGAGUCUUCAGCAUGGCAGGUUCACCCAAAGAUAUCAACAUUGAGGUGUGCAGAGCUAGCAGCACCUCCAGCUAG